Messenger RNA from Bolinopsis microptera, 850 nucleotides. RefSeq lists its product as uncharacterized. NCBI's taxonomy places the organism in Eukaryota, Metazoa, Ctenophora, Tentaculata, Lobata, Bolinopsidae. The transcript is spliced from 4 exons. Gene Ontology annotation, cellular component: cytosol. The record is from RefSeq and is a predicted model, not a curated record. Bases 14 to 754 code for a protein of 246 amino acids.
AGAAGCACACGCAAUGAAGAUCGGAAUAAUAGUUUGCGAUGGUAACGAGAAAUGGAUAAGCUGCAUCGAAACAAUUUGCACUAGCUGCUUCAAACGAAAUGGAGAUGCUGACCUGCAGUUCUAUCACGCGUGGAAAGGGCAGCUUCCGACUCUAGAAAACACGAAACAUCUAGAUGGUCUGAUCAGCCUUGGGUCGGCUCACAUGGUCAGUCGUAGUGACAAGUGUGAUUGGAUGGUGGACCUUUCGAACUUUUUCUUGGCAUUGGAGGACUCUCAUGUUAAGCUGUUGGCGAUAUGUUUUAGCCAUCAAUUGGUCAACAAAGCUUAUGGAGGAGAAAUGGGGGUUUCGAAAGGUGGUUUUAUUUUCGGGGUGGAUGAUAUAAAGUUCCGAAAAAGUGCAGUGUUACCGGAAAGAGUAAAAAGUUUAAUCGAAAAGCACCAGAAUGGUGGGGAGCAGUUGGAAUGGAGCCUUCUGCAAAGUCAUAAAGAAGAGGUAAGUUCGCUCGGCGAAGGAGCAGUACUGUUGGCCAGCUCUAAGCGCUGUAAAAACGAGAUAGUCCUCGUUCGAAAUAACAUUCUGAGCAUGCAGAGUCAUCCAGACCUUACACCUAAACUUAUGAUGGACAAGAUUUGGCCUGCUAUCAUUCGAAAAGGGUUUGUAAGCUCUGAGUCGGAAAAGGAAGUCCGUAGAGAGAUGAAUGAGGUUGAUACUGCCAGAAGUUUGGACUUCAUAAGAGACUUUUUUAGGAGCUGAGAAACCAUGCGAUAGGAUAACUUUUAAAUCGAGUGAUAAGUGCCUUGCCUGUUCUUAUAAUUACAGUGCAAUUAAUCUUAAAUAAAAUUCGAGUAU